AUUUAAUUCAACCUUUGGACCGAAGUGUAAUUUAGUUUAAACUUCGAUAUUUUGUGCAUAGAGGUAGCACUAAACCCAAAUUCAAACAUAACCUCAGACUGAGUGAACUUGUACAAAUUCCAAUUGGCCAAUUGUGUUUUUAUAACAUGAGUUUUUACAAAGCAGAAAUAUCCGAUAUUUUACGAGCGAACCAACGCGACAAUGACUUUAUCAACGAAUUACAAGAAUAUAUGACUGAUUUAGUAAAGCUCCUUACCGGAUCAGGACAAAACUAUAAUAAAAUUCGCCAACUAAUUCCACUUUGCACGAAUGCCUGGUACUACCUAUUAACGUCCGUAUCAAAUCUUCAGACCCUGGGUGAGGAGUAUACAGGCACAAUUAGGGUCAGCCCUGACAAUGAACUCAUCUCACAAUUCGGGCAACUUCUCUGGUUAUGCCUUUAUGUUGGAGGAAAUCAAAUGUAUGAUAGGGCUCUGGUACAUAUUGGAAAGACUGUUCAUCAAAACAGAGAGCUAACAGAGGAUGCAAAAAAAUCCUUCUUGAAAACUUGUGAUUUUCUUAAAGAGAACAAGUACAUUUUACUCCGCUUACAUCACUCCAUAUUUUAUAUUUUUGGGACCUAUCACAGUGUUGCAAACAGACUAACUGGUGUCAAAUAUGUUUUAUUGAGGCAGUGGAUGCAGGAUACAACUGCCACAACAAGUUUCAAUAUUCUGGGGUAUAUAUCUUUGAUAUAUUUAGUCUAUUUAUUGGCAGAGAAGAUUAUGUCUGCUUCCAAAACUUCCUACACUUAUCCGACUGUGGGUUCAGGUAGUGUCUCCUCAAAAGUAUGUGUAUUAUGUGCAGAUAAUUGCAAAAAUGUAAGUUGCACUCCAUGUGGCCACUUGUUUUGUUGGGAGUGUAUUUAUGAUAGUUUGAAAUAUCAACCCAAUUGUCCAAUGUGUAGAGAAGAGAUCAAACCAAGCAGGAUAAUUCCAUUACAAAACUAUUGAUAAUGUUCUAGUUUGUAAACUAUAAGACUGGUGUUUUGUUAUUAAAAUUUUCGUAUUGUUUUA
Molecule: messenger RNA, 1055 nt
Organism: Dalotia coriaria
Lineage: Eukaryota; Metazoa; Arthropoda; Insecta; Coleoptera; Staphylinidae
Product: peroxisome biogenesis factor 10-like
Exons: 2
Coding region: 147-992 (281 amino acids)
Biological process (GO): protein import into peroxisome matrix
Cellular component (GO): peroxisomal membrane
Molecular function (GO): zinc ion binding
Source: RefSeq, a predicted model, not a curated record